Messenger RNA from Cinara cedri, 720 nucleotides. NCBI's taxonomy places the organism in Eukaryota, Metazoa, Arthropoda, Insecta, Hemiptera, Aphididae. The record is from the annotation of a GenBank genome assembly.
AUGAUGAAUAAUUUAACUAUAAUUCCUGAGGGUGAAGUAAAACCGGAUCUUAAGAAAUUAUCAUUAGAAGAACUACGUAAAUUAAAAGAAAAAAUAUUGGAUAAUGUAUGCCAAAAUGUUUCUUCUGGAAAACCAAAUUCAAAUAAUCAUGGUUUUAAAACCAUUAAACGAAAAAACAAAAACAGACCAUCUGAAAUAUCAUCUAAAAUAGAUCCUUCUUUAAAUCCUUAUAAGAAUGUGAUUAAGACUCAAAUUAAACCUACAGUUGAAAAAACAAAAAAAAUAGAUCCAAGAUUUGAUUCUUUAUAUGGUGAAUUUGAUAAAAGAGUUUUCGAAAGGAAUUAUAAAUUUUUAAAUGAUAUAAAAGAAAAAGAAAAAAAGAAAUUAAAGAAAAAGUUAAAACAAAAUGGUCCUGAUGAUAAGAAAAAGACAGUAAAAUUAUUAUUACAAAGAAUGGAAAAUCAAGAGAGAGAAAAACAAAAAAUGAAUGUUAAAGAUAGAAUAAAAUUAGUUCAGAAACAAAAAGUAUCAGAAGCAUUAAAAGAAGGUAAAAAACCUCAAUUUUUGAAGAAACGUGAAUCAAAAAUUUUGCAGUUGGUGGGACAGUAUGAAGAAUUGAAAUCUCAAGGAAAAAUUAACAAACAUAUUAAGCAAAAGAGAAUUCGAUCUAUUGGAAAUGAAAAGAAAACAAAUUUUUUUUACGAUGAAUCAAUUCAGUAA